Clunio marinus is the source of this 450-nucleotide messenger RNA. Lineage: Eukaryota; Metazoa; Arthropoda; Insecta; Diptera; Chironomidae. The record is from the annotation of a GenBank genome assembly.
AUGAUAGGAAAUGAAGAAGCAUCAAGAACUGUUUUGUAUCAAAAUUUAAAGAGCUUAAAAGCUCUGCGGCAACCUCUAUUAGGUUUUACUUUUUUCCGCAGUUUCAUUUCUAUUGCAAAGCUCGGCGGGGAAUGUUCUUGUUUUUUUACGUUAAGCUACUCCAAGCUUCGCAGCUCAUUAUUUAUCCUACUGAAUCUUAUCGUAAGCACUAGAAUUGCAUACAAAAUAAAUCAGUGGGUGAGCUUCUAUUCCACUUCUGACAUAUCUAAUAAGGGUGAAAUUUCCCAAGUUAGGCAGGCAGAAACAGAUGAAUCAGAUGUUGAAGUUCAAGAAUCAGAUGCCACUUCAAAGUUUAUGAGCCAAGCUUUGAAAUGUCAUCUCACCUUUCCAAGAAUGUUCCUUUAUUCAAAAAUAAUAAAAAUGUUUGCGGUUUACGCGUUAAGAUUUUGA